AUCCGUCUUUCAGCCUCUCCUCCGCUCCAUCGCAGCACUACACGGCAACCCCCCUUCCUUCCGUUUGCUCUAUCUCUCUUUAUCCCUCCAUCCCUCUCUCACGCACUCCCUCCCUCUGUCUCUCUCUCUCCUUCAGUCUGCUCGCCCUCUCGUCCUGUCGUGCAGUCCUUUUCGGUCACCGUUGCAGGGAGGAGGAGCCUUACACACACGCAUUCACGCACAUUCACACACAGUCUCUCUUACACACGCACACACACCCCACUCUCCUCUCUCGCUCUUGCUACCUCGCAGAUACCACCGCCAGCUCUCUUCCGCUCUGUCCAGCUCUCCCUCCGAGCACCAGGCAAACAUUAUCCUCGCCGACCAGUCAGCCAGGCCCGCUUUUGUUUGCCGGAGCAGGGGAGCCAAAUAGCUUCGUCUACGUAAAAAAAGAUGGAUGUAUUCAUGAAGGGGUUCUCCAUGGCCAAGGAGGGUGUAGUGGCCGCCGCGGAGAAGACCAAGGCGGGCGUGGAGGAGGCAGCAGCCAAGACCAAAGAAGGGGUGAUGUAUGUCGGUAACAAGACGAAGGAGGGAGUCGUGUCCGGAGUAAACACAGUGGCCAACAGAACUACUGACCAGGCGAACAUCGUAGGAGAGGGGGUCGUUGCCGGGGCCAACGACGUGUCACAGGCCAACGUGGAAGGAGUCGAGAAUGUCGCCGCCUCUACUGGCAUGGUCAAUCAGGAGGAACCAGUAUACGAGGGAGAGUAUGGAGGCAUGGAGCAGGGUGGCCAGGGAGGAGAGGGGUACUAACUGUUCCUGGGACGUCCGGCAGUGUCCUCUCUGAAAGCCCCACGCCCGACCCCCCCAUCCCUGCCUACGCUCUUCCUAGGAGAUGUUCAACAUAUUUUUUUGUGACUUUAUGGAACCAAAACGACAAAAACAGACUCUUCCAGACGCCGCGCCUUUCUGUCCCCGCUGCCCUUAACCCUAAUGCCCACUCCCUCCAGACCACCUCCACACUGUCCUGGUAGUUCGGCAUCCCCCCCUCCCUCCCCCCCUCCCUCCCUCCCUCCCUCCAAAGCUUCUGUUCCACGCCCCCCACCUUGUGUUGGUGUUGUCAUGAUGUUAUCCCCUAAGUGUUGUUGUCACUGCAUAUCUGCUGCCCUUUCUGGGGGCAAGACCUGCUCACACACACACACAAACACACAAUGUGGCGCUCGCGCACACACAAACACACACACACACAAACACACAGACACUUGCACACAUGCCCGCGCAUUCACCAAGGCACACACACGGUUCCCCCAUAGCGUAAUCACACAUGGGCACGUACCACAGAAAGACAGAAAGAGGGCCAUUGUUGGCGCAUACAUGUCCUGUACAUACCAGGGUACCCCACCGAUGGGCAGGUGAGAGGGACGGGCAGCCUCAGUGUUAGCUGAAGAGAGCAUGUGAAUACAAUCGUGAUAAUAGUUAUACGUGUAAAAAAUAUUGAGACAAAGAUAGCUCAUGGGAUGGUGUUUGUGGUAACCGUUUGCGUGAGUCCUGUGUGUGCAUGCGUGUGCGUGUGAGCAUGUCAGCGUGCGUGCAUGCUUACUGGGCGGAGGUAGAGGAUCCCGGAGAAUGCUGCCAGUGUGUGUUUCUUUGUGGGGCAUCGUGCAAUAAAGGCUAAAGAUUAUCCCUCCCUCCAACGUGUGCGAUCGCUCGCUAACUACAGUAGAAUGCAUGAACAGAUUCCCCCGAGAAUGGCUUCGUUGUGUUUCGUAGCCGCGUAGCGUGUUCACUGUUGUAGUUAGCUUUGUUUGGCUAAGUGUGUGUGCGUAUGUGUGUGUUUGAUCUUGAAUAUGUAUGCAUAGCAACCAGCAGAGAGCAACACAACUUUCCUCUACUUUUCCUCUUAUCUUUUGUUCUUAGAAAUAACCAGAGGUGCUAGGACAAAACAAUGGCAAAACUGUGCCACGAGUUUGCUUUGAACAAGCUCAAGAGCAGAAGCAAUACUGGAAAUUCAGUUCUGUAGAUCAAUCAAGGUCUAGACUAAGACUAGGUUUAGUCACGGGAUGGUUUGAGUUGGAUUCAUAUUUCUUUGGCCAAGGUUUUGUCUAGUCUCUCAGACUGGUUUAAUCCUUGUUUGCACUGCUGGGUUGAUUUGAAUUUUAAAGUUCAAGGAGGCAAAAUGUGUUGUGUUGGUUGAUUGUUUUGAUAUGCCGUGUGCUAGCUGUUGCUUUUAGACGUUGUGAGGUUUGCAUGCUGUAGAGAGUGAGACAAACAAGCAAUAUGGAAUUCAGUCAGCCAGGGGUUGAGCCACCAAAAUCUGUAGAGUCAGGUGAUCCUGCAUCGAGUCAUGGAGGAUGUAGUUUUGGUUUGUAGUUGACCAUUUAGAGUUCCCAUAGUAACUCUUCUGUUAGUCCCGCCCAUCAGCUUUCACAGCCACUCAGAAGAUAGCUUUACCCUGUCGCUCAAUGACUGGCCCCCGCCACUUCCCUUGGGCUUGUGGCAAGCUUUUGUCUGCCCUGCAUCUGUGUUUGUGUUUGUGUAUCCGUAUGUACUCUAUUUGUGUGUUUUAACAUAGGAAAAGCAGAUCGUACCAGCAAAACGUGCGUGCACGCAUGUGUGCGUGCGUGUGCGCGUGUGUGUGUGUGUGUGUGCGUGUGUGUACUAUGUGUCAUGAGCAGAUCUGUGUGUUUUUACUUUGAAGCCAAUCAAAACUGAUGACUGCAUGUUGCCUUAUCAAGCAAUCUGAUAUUCACGCACACAUCACACACACACACACACUGACACUAAUUCACAUAGCCACAUAUUGUAAACAUAAACAGAGUGUAUGAAAAACACACCAGUGACAUACACAUACACAAAUCAGCAGACACUGGACAAUUAUCACACACUAUGUUUAAGUUGGCAUCAAAGCGGACUCGCUGAUUUUUUUAAACAGUAUCAGUCAAAUAAAAAUGGUUUGUCGAAAUCUGAA
Messenger RNA from Gadus morhua (Atlantic cod), 2947 nucleotides. It is a transcript of the gene sncgb, whose product is annotated as synuclein, gamma b (breast cancer-specific protein 1). Gene Ontology annotation, molecular function: cuprous ion binding. Bases 433 to 792 code for a protein of 119 amino acids. The record is from RefSeq and is a predicted model, not a curated record. Lineage: Eukaryota; Metazoa; Chordata; Actinopteri; Gadiformes; Gadidae. Gene Ontology annotation, cellular component: cytoplasm; axon terminus; neuronal cell body. The transcript is spliced from 6 exons. Gene Ontology annotation, biological process: synapse organization; synaptic vesicle endocytosis; chemical synaptic transmission.